This is a messenger RNA of Gongylonema pulchrum, 665 nucleotides long. NCBI's taxonomy places the organism in Eukaryota, Metazoa, Nematoda, Chromadorea, Rhabditida, Gongylonematidae. The record is from the annotation of a GenBank genome assembly.
GUACAACUAAAUCCGUUCAACGGCCAACCAUAUACGCAACGAUAUUUUGAAAUUUACAAGAAACGAGCAACGCUUCCGGUCUGGGAAUAUAAGGAGAAAUUCCUGGAAGUGCUUGAUAAAAAUCAGUGUUUAACGCUGGUGGGUGAAACGGGAUCUGGGAAAACCACUCAAAUUCCACAAUGGUGCCUGGAAUAUUGCAAAUUGCGUGCACUCCCAGGACAGCGGCGAUUGGUUGCGUGUACGCAACCACGUCGAGUAGCAGCAAUGAGCGUCGCGACACGUGUUGCCGAAGAAAUGGAUGUGCAGUUGGGCUCUGAAGUUGGAUACUCAAUACGUUUCGAGGAUUGUGUUAGUGAGCGUACGGUACUGAAAUACUGCACCGAUGGUAUGCUGCUGCGUGAAGCCAUGAACAGUCCAUUGCUGGAUAGUUACGGUGUGAUAAUACUGGACGAGGCACAUGAACGUACUUUGGCAACUGAUAUUCUGAUGGGUCUGAUCAAGGAAAUCGUAAAACAACGAAAAGAUAUCAAAAUUGUUGUGAUGAGCGCGACGUUGGAUUCCGGAAAAUUCCAGAAUUAUUUCGAAAAUUGCCCGCUAAUGUCAGUUCCAGGGCGCACAUUUCCUGUGGAAAUCUUUGUAAGUUUUGGCACCCUUAUUGCAUGAGC